Cyprinodon tularosa is the source of this 1623-nucleotide messenger RNA. RefSeq names its product sperm associated antigen 7 (gene spag7). Lineage: Eukaryota; Metazoa; Chordata; Actinopteri; Cyprinodontiformes; Cyprinodontidae. The transcript is spliced from 7 exons. The record is from RefSeq and is a predicted model, not a curated record. The coding region runs from base 74 to 763 and encodes 229 amino acids. Gene Ontology annotation, molecular function: nucleic acid binding.
CUAACCCCAAACGCGCAUGCGUACCAUACCCGGCUAGAGAAACGAGCUGGUUUGCGUUUGCUAUUAUUGCAAGAUGGCGGACCUCUUGGGUUCAAUCUUAAACUCGAUGGAGAAACCUCCAACUGUCGGCGACCAGGAAAGCCGACGAAAGGCUCGAGAGCAAGCAGCAAGACUAAAGAAGAUGGAAGAAUUGGAGAAAAGAAAGAAAGCAGAGUUUAGAAAGAAGAUGGAGAAAGAGGUAUCAGAUUUCAUCCAGGACAGCUCACAGCAAAAGAGGAAAUACAACCCUAUGGGAAAGAUCGAAAGAAGUAUCCUGCAUGAUGUUGCGGAAGUAGCCGGUCUGACCUCGUUUUCCUUCGGGGAGGAUGAGGAGAGCCGCUACGUCAUGCUGUUUAAAAAGGAGUUUGCUCCGUCAGACGAAGAGUUGGAGGCGUAUCGCAAAGGAGAAGAAUGGGAUCCCAAACUGGCAGAACAGCGACGAAGAUUAAAAGAACAGGCGGCAUUAGAAGAGGCGGCGGACGCUCAGACGGAAAAGACUCUAACAUGUCCCAACUCCAACUACAGAGACAAGUACAGUCACCUGAUUGGCACGUCGGCCGCUAAAGACGCAGCUCACACGCUGGAGGCCAACAGGACUUAUGGCUGUGUGCCCGUGGCCAACAAAAGGGACACGCGCUCCAUAGAGGAAGCCAUGAAUCAAAUCCGAGCGAAGAAGCGGCAGAAGCGCGAAGACGAGACAGGGGCAACGAGCAGCAGUUCCUGAGUUUCCACUGUUCCUGUUUUGUGUGUUUGCGUGUGUGUUACCUUGUGUGCAUGGUCUGAUCCAUCUGUUGAUGCAGUUUCCUGUGUUUCAGAUAUUUUAAAGUAUAAAUUGUGGACUGGCGGGCGUCUGAUCUGUAUGAACAGGACUGUGAGCUGAAGCUGGCUCUGUUAAGGACGUCCGGUUUCUGAUUAUUAUUGAGUACCUAACAUCAGGUUGUCAUAUUCUGCCACCUGUCAGAUUUCAGCUGCCAUAACAGUAUAGCUAAAUUAUUUACAGUUUUAGCAUUCAAAAUUAACCUUUGUAGUUUUUAAAAGAGCUGUUUUUUGGUUAGGUGUCAUCCUGAUGCAUAUUUACAAUUGCUAAAAGGUUUUAAUAUUAAGAUUUCUGCAGAUUUGGCUGCAUUUUAAAAUGUAUCAGCUAUAAAUCGUUGAAAAUGUUUGAAUAUCUGCCGUACAGUGAUACUUCGGAAACAAAUCGCUUUCUCUUUAUUCCUUUUUUGUUUAUUUUUUUUGUCAUUUAGUUUUUGAGUGUGAGCCUUUUUCGAAGGUUAAACCUUGCAGAUUUGUCCGUAACAGGAGGAAACUGGUUUCGGAAAACUCAUUUUAGAUUCCUUUUUAAAUGUGAGUUUUGCUUUCUUUCUACACACCUGCACUGAUUUAAGAGUAAAUGUUUUUUUUUUUUUUUUCUCGUUUUUGUUUUUCCAUUUUAAGUCAUUGAAAAGGUGGCAUAUCACCGUUCACCUAUUCAACGUCAUAGUCAGACUUUGAACCAAGGAGGAAUAACUUGGUCUCAUGAUGUCUUUUUAAAAAGGAUACAUUUGUUUUAUUUUCUGUGUGGUAAUAAAUGCUGCUUAGUAUCAA